Messenger RNA from Suillus plorans, 767 nucleotides. RefSeq names its product mitochondrial 39-S ribosomal protein L47 (MRP-L47)-domain-containing protein. The record is from RefSeq and is a predicted model, not a curated record. Bases 36 to 719 code for a protein of 227 amino acids. Lineage: Eukaryota; Fungi; Basidiomycota; Agaricomycetes; Boletales; Suillaceae. Gene Ontology annotation, molecular function: structural constituent of ribosome. Gene Ontology annotation, cellular component: mitochondrial ribosome; mitochondrial large ribosomal subunit. The transcript has 3 exons. Gene Ontology annotation, biological process: mitochondrial translation.
AUUAGACUGUCCGAGUAAUUCUUUGACGCAAAACGAUGACAACAAUUCUGCAAGCAGUUCGCCCUUUGCGUGCUGCUCGUUUUCUGCAGUCGGUGCGUUGGAACUCAAAUGAAGUCCCACUCAUCGAUCCUUCGCGUAUGAUUCAAAGGCCUGACUUCCAACCAUCCACUCGCAAGUCGAAAGGUGCUGCCCUCAGACCCCAUCUUGGCGUCGAGGUAGACCCGAACCAUGGCCUUUGGGCUUUUUUCAGAAAGAAGGAAGUCGACGGGGAGAUGGUAUAUGUGAGUCUUGAAGGAAGAGACACGUUCCAAGAUGAUCCCGCGAGGUCAUGGAAAGCAGCAGAACUUCGGCGAAAGAGCUUCAAGGACUUGCAUACGCUUUGGUAUGUUCUCUUGCGAGAACGAAACCUCCUUGCGGCCCAGAGAGAGGAGGCGAGACGAAUUGGUGUCAGCAAUCCUGAGAGUCUUGCUGGCAUUAAAAAGGAUGUUCAAUGUCGGAAAUCAAUGGCACGUAUAAAAUACGUGAUUAACGAGCGGAGACUACUUUACGAGAAGUAUAUUGCUGAAUUGGAAGCUAAACGCCAGCUCUUGGCAUCCGAGCCGAAGCCCACGACAACUGGCGUUCAACCAUCUCAAGAUAAAGAAAAUGUCCCUCGUACGCGCGCUGAGAGGCUGAAGGCACGACGGACCAAGAGGUCGAGUACACCCAUUACUGUGUGACGCGACGAGGGAGUCGCGUCCCAAACUCUUGUACCAUACUCGUAGUUA